Dipodomys spectabilis (banner-tailed kangaroo rat) is the source of this 2874-nucleotide messenger RNA. RefSeq names its product unc-5 netrin receptor D (gene Unc5d). Lineage: Eukaryota; Metazoa; Chordata; Mammalia; Rodentia; Heteromyidae. Bases 1 to 2874 code for a protein of 957 amino acids. Gene Ontology annotation, cellular component: membrane. Gene Ontology annotation, biological process: netrin-activated signaling pathway. The record is from RefSeq and is a predicted model, not a curated record. The transcript is spliced from 18 exons. Gene Ontology annotation, molecular function: netrin receptor activity; protein binding.
AUGGGGGCUGCGGCGGCCGCAGGAGGCGGCGGCGGGGCGCGCCGGUGGCUCCCGUGGCUGGGGCUGUGCUUCUGGGCGGCGGGGGCUGCGGCGGCCCGAGGAACUGACAAUGGUGAAGUUCUUCCUGAGUCCAUCCCAUCAGCUCCAGGGACGCUGCCUCAUUUCAUAGAAGAGCCAGAUGAUGCCUAUAUCAUCAAGAGCAACCCUAUCGCACUCCGGUGCAAAGCAAGGCCAGCCAUGCAGAUCUUCUUCAAGUGCAAUGGUGAAUGGGUCCAUCAGAACGAGCACGUUUCUGAGGAGAGCCUGGAUGAGAGUUCAGGCUUGAAGGUCCGGGAGGUGUUCAUCAAUGUCACUAGGCAGCAGGUGGAAGACUUCCAUGGACCAGAGGACUACUGGUGCCAGUGUGUAGCAUGGAGCCACCUGGGAACCUCCAAAAGCAGGAAGGCCUCAGUGCGCAUCGCCUAUUUGCGGAAAAAUUUCGAGCAAGAUCCACAAGGCAGGGAGGUUCCUAUUGAAGGCAUGAUCGUGCUCCAUUGCCGUCCACCUGAGGGCAUCCCUGCUGCCGAGGUGGAAUGGCUGAAAAAUGAGGAACCCAUUGACUCUGAGCAAGAUGAGAACAUUGAUACCCGAGCUGACCACAACCUGAUCAUCAGGCAGGCACGACUCUCAGACUCAGGGAAUUACACCUGCAUGGCAGCUAACAUAGUGGCCAAGAGAAGGAGCCUAUCUGCCACUGUUGUGGUCUAUGUGAAUGGAGGCUGGUCUUCCUGGACAGAGUGGUCAGCCUGCAAUGUUCGCUGUGGUAGAGGAUGGCAGAAACGUUCCCGGACCUGCACCAACCCAGCUCCUCUCAAUGGUGGGGCCUUUUGUGAGGGAAUGUCAGUGCAGAAAAUAACCUGCACUUCUCUUUGUCCUGUGGAUGGGAGCUGGGAAGUAUGGAGCGAGUGGUCAGUCUGCAGUCCUGAGUGUGAGCACCUUCGGAUCCGGGAGUGCACAGCUCCACCUCCAAGAAAUGGGGGCAAAUUCUGCGAAGGUCUCAGCCAGGAAUCUGAAAACUGCACCGAUGGUCUCUGCAUUCUAGAUAAAAAACCUCUUCAUGAAAUAAAACCCCAAAGAUGGAGUAGGAGAGGCAUUGAGAAUGCCAGCGACAUUGCUUUGUACUCGGGUUUGGGCGCUGCCGUCUUGGCUGUUGCAGUCCUGGUCGUUGGUGUCACCCUCUAUAGACGGAGCCAGAGUGACUAUGGCGUGGACGUCAUCGACUCUUCUGCAUUGACAGGUGGCUUCCAGACCUUCAACUUCAAAACAGUCCGUCAAGGUAACUCCCUUCUCCUGAAUUCUGCCAUGCAACCAGACUUGACAGUGAGCCGAACAUACAGCGGUCCUAUCUGUCUGCAGGACCCACUGGACAAGGAACUCAUGACGGAGUCCUCACUCUUCAACCCUUUGUCUGACAUCAAAGUCAAAGUCCAGAGUUCAUUCAUGGUUUCCCUUGGAGUAUCUGAGAGAGCUGAGUACCAUGGCAAGAAUCCCUCUGGGACUUUUCCCCAUGGAAACAACCGCGGCUUUAGUACGAUGCAUCCCAGAAACAAAACACCCUACAUACCAAACCUGUCAUCACUCCCCACAAGGACAGAGCUUAGGACCACUGGUGUUUUUGGCCAUCUAGGGGGACGCUUAGUAAUGCCAAAUACAGGGGUGAGUUUGCUUAUACCACAUGGUGCCAUACCAGAGGAGAAUUCUUGGGAGAUUUAUAUGUCCAUCAACCAAGGUGAACCAAGCCUGCAAUCUGAUGGGUCUGAGGUGCUGCUGAGUCCUGAGGUCACCUGCGGUCCUCCUGACAUGGUGGUCACCACUCCCUUUGCGCUGACCAUUCCACACUGUGCAGACGUGAGCUCAGAGCACUGGAACAUCCACUUGAAGAAGAGAACACAGCAGGGGAAAUGGGAGGAAGUAAUGUCAGUGGAGGACGAAUCCACAUCCUGUUACUGCCUUCUGGACCCUUUUGCAUGCCACGUGCUGCUUGACAGCUUCGGGACCUACGCCCUCACCGGAGAGCCGAUCACAGACUGUGCGGUGAAGCAGCUCAAGGUGGCUGUCUUUGGAUGCAUGUCCUGUAACUCCUUGGAUUACAACUUGAGGGUUUACUGUGUGGACAAUACCCCUUGUGCAUUUCAGGAAGUGGUUUCUGAUGAAAGACAUCAGGGUGGACAGCUACUGGAAGAACCAAAGUUGCUGCACUUCAAAGGGAAUACCUUCAGUCUUCAGAUCUCUGUCCUCGACAUCCCUCCAUUCCUCUGGAGAAUUAAACCAUUCACUGCAUGCCAGGAAGUCCCUUUCUCCCGUGUGUGGAGCAGCAACCGGCAACCCUUGCACUGUGCCUUCUCCCUGGAGCGCUACACGCCCACCACCACCCAGCUGUCCUGCAAAAUCUGCAUCCGCCAGCUCAAAGGCCAUGAACAGAUCCUCCAAGUGCAGACAUCCAUCCUAGAGAGUGAGCGAGAAACCAUCACUUUCUUUGCACAAGAGGAUAGCGUAUUUCCUGCACAGACUGGCCCCAAAGCCUUCAAAAUUCCCUACUCUAUCCGACAGCGGAUUUGUGCUACAUUUGAUACCCCCAAUGCCAAAGGCAAGGACUGGCAGAUGUUAGCACAGAAAAACAGCAUCAACAGGAAUUUGUCUUACUUUGCUACGCAAAGCAGCCCCUCUGCUGUCAUUUUGAACCUGUGGGAGGCUCGUCAUCAGCACGAUGGUGACCUUGACUCCCUGGCCUGUGCCCUGGAAGAGAUUGGGAGGACACACACGAAACUCUCGAACAUUACGGAAUCACAGCUUGAUGAAGCCGACUUCAACUACAGCAGGCAAAAUGGACUCUAG